CAUUUGAACCAAUCAGCGGGCAGCACUGUGCAGGAGCCCAACUGCCAUGGCGGAGACAAUGAAGCUGAGUGGAAAUCACUUUCCUGUCACCGAAUCCGCUGAAAUGUCCAGCUACAGGGACUGCAUGCGUGUGAUACUGAAGCUGCUAGCAGACUUCGGCAGAGAGCUCAAAUUAAGUGAUGCUGCUCUGAGAAUAGAAGUCAACGUCGAUGCUGUGGAUCUUCAGUCACCUCCAGGUGCUCACGUGCACAGUUGCUUGCAGAAGCAUAUCACUAAAUUACAGACUGUUUCAGAAAGCUUAAAUACACUGGUGUUUGCGGAUGGUGAUGCAUCAUCCUCAAAAGACAACACAUCAGAUGAAGCUGUCACCUCAUCGUCACUCAAAGAGCAGGCGACUCCGCUGCCUGAGCACGAUCUUGCCAGCUGUGAGGAUGCGGACGGCAAGGUGGCGGCUGAUGACAUCAUGGUUCAGAUCAGAGCCAGGAAGUCAGAGAUCGAGCGGAGAAUAUCUGCAUUUAUGGAACGCAAGCAGAUGGAGAUCAAUGAAAACAAUGUACGCGAGUUUUGCAACGUGAUCGACUGCAAUCAGGAAAACAGCUGUGCCAGAACAGAUGCAGUUUUCACUCCUUAUCCCGGUUUCAAAAGUCACGUAAAAGUUACGCGAGUGGUAAACACUUACGGGCCUCAGACUCGUGGUGGGGGAGGCCAAGGAGAGGCCGGGGAGCACCAGAGGGGGCAGAUGGGAAGAGACUGUGGAAAUGCAGCCAUAGAAGAAAGACUUCACAACAUCGAGACUCACCUGAAACUCCCAACAGCGGGUCCAGUUCCAUUGAGUGUCUACCAGAGACUAAAGAGGCUGGAGGAUCGUAUCCUGGAGUUGGAGGGUCUCUCGCCAGAGUACUUUCAGUCCACGAGUCACCUGCACAAGCGACCAAAGACAUCCCCUGCUCAGGCCUGCAGUCUGACAGAGCUGGAUGAGAAGAUCAGUGCAGUGAAAGCAGCGCUGCUGAAGAGGGUGAAUGAAUUUGGGCCUGGUUAUGGAGCAGAGUGCCCGAUGUAAACACACCCAGCAACCAACGUCCCAAGCACACUAUGUCUGUAAUGCAUUCAAUAUGGCAGAAGAAAAUGCAUUCCUCUAAAUAGUUUUGUAUUAACUGAGAUAUAAUUGCCCUGAAAAUAAAGGUGUUCUUUCCUCAUUGAAAACUUGAACUCGUAAUUUGACGAGUUUAAGAUCUCAACUAGUAAUUGUAAUGUGAUUCUAAUAAGAUUUUCUGUUACAAUUGAUAAAUGAUUAUCAAGCCAAAACAUUUUGUUCGUAAAAUGUUUACUUUUGAAAUCUACAUGAUAAAACCCUGAAAAUGAAAAUGAUGCUUAAAGAAUUCAUCAUGGGUGGGGUUUUUUUCUUUUAUUUCAGUUUCGUCAUUUAAUGUCUAAUGCUGGGAAAAGGCGUGUGUUCAUGUCUGCGUGUGCAAGUGUAAUUGAGAUGAAUCUGGGAGAGCACCUGAUUUAUCUGCCUGACUGCUGUGUGACGAUGAUCACCCCUAAUGGUUGUCAUUAUAACAAAUGACCUGAUUACAGCAUCUCUGUUUGGAAAACAUAUUGGAGACCCAACAAACCAGCAUUAAAUGGGACGCUGCUGCGUUUGA
Acanthopagrus latus (yellowfin seabream) is the source of this 1646-nucleotide messenger RNA. It is a transcript of the gene mbip, whose product is annotated as MAP3K12 binding inhibitory protein 1. Gene Ontology annotation, cellular component: cytosol. The transcript has 9 exons. The coding region runs from base 47 to 1060 and encodes 337 amino acids. The record is from RefSeq and is a predicted model, not a curated record. Lineage: Eukaryota; Metazoa; Chordata; Actinopteri; Spariformes; Sparidae.